Messenger RNA from Cylindrotheca closterium, 3942 nucleotides. The record is from the annotation of a GenBank genome assembly. NCBI's taxonomy places the organism in Eukaryota, Bacillariophyta, Bacillariophyceae, Bacillariales, Bacillariaceae.
AUGUACCACUACGAAGAGCUCGUACUGGCAUCACGUGAGGCAAGAAAAGUGCUUGUUUGUGGUUCGAUUCAUCCCGAAGGACUCGGAAAUGUGAAACGUUGGCUAUCCACAAAAACUUACAUUGCCGCCCUCAAGCGACAAGAAGCAAAAAACAAAAGUAGCUUUUUCAAGUGCAUGUCUUUCGUUCCUGCCCCUCAGCAGGCAAAUGCCGCUGGCAACAACAAUGCUCCAAACGCGGUGAACUCCUCUACUGCCGCACCUGCGGCAGAUACUGAAACAACUGAUAAGGACCUCCUGUUCAAGCUUCGUACUUUCGAUGUUUACUGGGUCGAUAAAGAAGCCCUGAUGUACCGGGAUGGUAUUGACAAAACAUUUGACCGUGAAACCAAAAAGAAGGUUAUUACCAUCAAGCGCCGUUCCUCCAUUCCUGUCAUCCUCCGUGAUAUGGCACCUCCUUCUGGUUCCAUCUUUGACCCCGCAAUCAAGUGGGGAGAAGAGAAAGAACGUCGUCGCAUUGAAGAAGAAAAGGACAAUGAAGAAAAGAUGGCCGCUGCUGCUGCUGCCAAAAACAAAAAGAAGAGCGGAAAGAAGCAAGACAAGAAGAAAUCCGCAGCCGAUUCCAUCAAGGAGUCUAACGCUGCAGAUAAGAUCAAGAAGGAUCAUACUCGUGAUCUUGAAAAACUCUCCAACCUGCGCACUCUCAAGCUUCUUCAAGAGACGACUUGUGACACCAUGAGUGGAAGGAUCCAUCGCAUGAUCAAGAUGCUUCAUCUUGCUGUCUCUGAUCUCCGACAAGGAGCUGUCACCUCCAGUGAAGCCGAGGUGUUGGAUAUCCUAUGGGCUCUUGAAGAGAUGCCUACUUUCAAGAUUGCUGACGAAGAAGUCGCCAAGGAAAAGGAAGCCAAGAAACAAGAGAAGAAGACUGAUAAGAAGGAUGACAAGAAGCCCAAGAAAGACAAGAAGGAUAAAAAGGAUAAGAAGAAGGACAAGAAAGAUGAACCGGCCGAGAAGAUCGAGAAGAUUGUUCUCAGUGCUGAAGCUCAGUCCUUGAAGAAUCUCUACAAGGAUGGUGGUGAUAACCGUGGUUCUUACAAGGACUCCUUGAAGUAUGCACGCAAGCUCAUGAGCGGAAAGGAAAACUUGAUUUCUUUCCAGUUGACCGAGAUGGCCGAUCGUUUGCCACCUCUCAGUCGCUACAACCGAAAGUUCCAGUUGGAACCAUGGCAAUGUGAUAUCUUGCAAGCCAUUGACAACCGAGAAUCGGCUGUGGUUUGUGCUCCAACUUCUUCUGGAAAGACUUUGUUGAGUACUUACACGUGUAAGAAUGCUCGUGGAACAGUCUUGUUUGUUCUUCCUAGUGAAGUGUUGGUCUGGCAAGUUGCCUCCACCUAUUACCAAUUCUUCAAGGGUAAUGUAACUGUCUGUACCGAUCAGAUUACCUUCCAAGAAGUCACUGGUGACGCUCAAGUGUACAUUGGAACACCCCUUGCUUUGGAACGUAGUUUGAGUAAGGUUCGCGGUAUUGCUGGUGACGAAAUGACCAAGGGAGAACGUGAAUUCAUGAUCCUCGAUGGUGGAUACAAACAAUUCGAUUACCUUGUUCUUGAUGAGGUGCACACAUUGAAUGGUCCCGAGGGAGAUGCCUUGCAACGUUUGAUCAAGUGUUGCAACUGUCCCGUACUUGCUUUGAGUGCUACCAUUGGAAAUGCUAUUCAAUUGAAGGACUGGUUUGCCAACGUCUUGAACAUGCACAUUCAAUCCACAGUGGUUGAUGAUCAAGAGGAGAAGGCUGAGGUUAUUCUAAAGGAACAUUAUGCCCGUUUCAUCAAUUUGCAGCGAUACGUUGUAACCAAGCAAGAAGGAAAGGAUGGAAAAGUAAAGGCCAAGUUGGUCAAAUUGCACCCUGUUGCUGCCAUGACCGCCGAACGUCUACAAAACGAGCCUGAAUUGGUUUCGGCCUUGUCCAUGACUCCCUCUGAUAUGAUGACUCUCUGGAAGAGACUCAAGUCCAUGUUCCCCGGUACUAUUCUUGAGGAUUUGGAUGACCCAGAUAACUUCUUUGCACAAUACGUUGACGAAAGCAAGCGUAUUACUUUGAAUCAAACCAAGGAAUAUGAGACCAGGUUGAAGAAGAGAUUGGCUACCAUCUCUCAAUCUCACCCUGAAUUGUACGAAAAACUUCGCACAGCUCAAGAGCCACCACCUUUGGAAGCCAAGAAAGAUGUCAGCGAAGAGCUUUGCGACGUCAUUGAGCAGCUCAAGGCUAACGAGUUGUUGCCAGCUGUUGCUUUCCAACUGAACACUUACGGGGCUUUCGAUAUGUUUAAGAAUGUCUUGGGACGCCUCGAGAGUGACCAAAUGGCUGAAUUCCCAAACUACCGAAAGGAUCUCAUCAAGCUAGCAAAGGAGAAGGCACAAAUGAGAAAAGUUGCUGCUGGACGUGCCAGUCGUGAAAAUGCUGCCGAGGCAGAGGAAGAUGCCAAGUCCGGUUUUGUUGACGAAUCCAUGGUCAACGAAGAUACCACCAGACCUCAUGACAAGUACGUCUUGUCGUCGGCUGGAAAGCGAUUGAACUUCAACGAAGUUGAAGGAAUCAUCGCUGACAUGAAGAAGUCCGGUGAAAAGGUCGACAUCAACCACGCUUUGAUCCGUGGUCUUCGUCGUGGUAUUGCCAUCUACACUAACGAGGUGGGAUUCUCGUGCUACCGCCGACAAGUUCAGAUGCUUGCCCAACAAGGUCGCUUGGCCGUUGUCUUUUCUGAUUCAGCUCUUGCUUAUGGAGUCAACAUGCCUUUCCGUUCGUGUGUUUUCUGUGGUGAUAUGGGUGAAGAGUUGACCCCAUUGAUUGCCCAACAGAUGCAAGGUCGUGCUGGACGCCGUGGUAUGGAUGUUCAAGGUAACAUCAUUUACCUUGGAAUGGAUUGGCCUUACAUUGAGAACCUCAUGCUUGGACAAAUCAGCCAUGUCAAUGGUAAGGAACCCAGAUACCCAAUCAUGGCAUUGCAAGGGGCUCUUGCUGCAUCCAAUAAUCCAGACGAUACCAAGAUGUUCAUUCACGAUGAAGCUGAUUCGGCAGCUUUUGCAACUGCUAUUCGCAAGAUUCACCGAAAUCAAAACUGCUUCCCUACUGUUUCCGACGAACAGAUGGAGUGGAUGACGAACACUUCUCUUGGAGACUUUUGCCAAAACAAAGAAUCCAACGAGUAUUUGGACUUGUCUCGCAAUGUCAUCAAGACUCUUGGCUACAUCGACGAGGACAAUACUCUUGCAAUGGACCACAAUGUUUUGACAAUGGUCUGGGAGAUGCACGAUUACAUGCCAGAAGCCAUCCACCUCUGUGCUAUUCUCGAAUCAUUGUACCUCCGCUUCAGUUACCAGAAGAGUAAGACCUUCAAGGAAAGUGACUCCACUCAAAACGAGUUGCUAUCUAUCUUGAUUCACAUCUUGGAUCGUCAUCCACCUCCGGAAGGAGAGGAAAGCUUGCAACAAUUGCUCCGAAUUGAAGCUUCGGAGGAUGGCAAGCAAAACAUGGAAGCUCAUGCGCUAUGGGUUGAAACCGAAGAAACGCUUCGCAAGCAGAACGAGCUGAUCAACGGCAUGGAUAUUCCAGAAGAACAAAAGGCCAUGAUGCGCCUUGUCAUUCCUCCCUCUUCGGAAGAGGGUGGUAUUGGCCCAGCCUUGGACAAGGGAGUCUAUGAAAUGUUGGUGUCGAAGCAAAAGGGUUUCAAGCCAGAACAAACCACCGCUCGUCGUAACGAGCUCAAGAACCGCAUUGUCACUCUUGGACACAUUUGCCAAAUCGCUCACAACAACUUGCAACAACCUCAUGGAGAAAUGGAACAAUUGGAGGUCCACUUCCGUCGUAUGUUCAGCAACAUCAAGUACAGUGUUGCGGAUAUGAUGAACCAAUUGACUGAUCAAGAAGAUUUGACUGAGAUCUAA